This is a messenger RNA of Nicotiana attenuata, 2311 nucleotides long. Its product is annotated as allene oxide synthase 1, chloroplastic. Gene Ontology annotation, molecular function: heme binding; iron ion binding; oxidoreductase activity, acting on paired donors, with incorporation or reduction of molecular oxygen. Lineage: Eukaryota; Viridiplantae; Streptophyta; Magnoliopsida; Solanales; Solanaceae. The record is from RefSeq and is a predicted model, not a curated record. Gene Ontology annotation, biological process: jasmonic acid biosynthetic process; sterol metabolic process. Bases 356 to 1939 code for a protein of 527 amino acids. The transcript has a single exon. Gene Ontology annotation, cellular component: chloroplast thylakoid membrane; chloroplast envelope.
CAGAAUGAAACACAAGCAAAAAUAGGCACUAGAGAAACCAAUACGAAAGUGCAGCCUUUUUAAACAGUAUACUUUAAAUUCAACAAAUUGUCCCACGCCUUUGUUAUGCGUAAUGUAUUUUGUGCUAUUCAGCCCACCCACAGGCCAUAGCCAUAUAUAUCGAUCACUAUCACAUGAAAUAAGACUCAAAAGCAAUUACCUUUCCUUUAACAUCACCUUUUAUUUAUAAGGAAGAAUAACCACAUAGAUUUCUCAUUCUCAUUCAACUUCAUCCUAUUAGUUUCUUAGUAGCAAUCGACGACCUUUUGGUUGUUAAAAGCUUCAUUCUUGAUUUCAAGCAGAACUAAUUAUAGUUAUGGCAUCAUCUUCUUUUGCUCUUCCUUCUCUUAAGCUACAAUUCCCCCCACAUAAAUCAUCAUCAUCAUCUCGUAACAAGUACUCAUCCUCUCUUCGGCCUAUUAAAUCUUCGGUGUCUGAAAAGCCACCUUACAUUUCGUCUCCAGGGACUUCUCCGAUCCAAUCUAAACCUACAAAACUCCCGAUCCGAAAAGUCCCUGGAGACUACGGGCUACCAUUAGUCGGUCCGUGGAAGGACCGACUUGAUUUCUUUUACAAUCAAGGUAGAGAUGAGUUUUUCAAAUCUCGAAUUCAGAAACAUCAGUCUACUGUUUUUCGAACCAACAUGCCACCUGGUCCUUUCAUUUCCUUCAAUCCCAACGUUGUCGUUUUGCUGGACGGCAAAAGUUUCCCCACCCUUUUUGAUACUUCUAAAGUCGAGAAAAAAGAUCUUUUCACCGGCACUUUUAUGCCUUCUACUGAGCUUACUGGUGGUUACCGUGUUCUCUCCUAUCUUGAUCCUUCUGAACCAAAUCAUGCCAAAUUAAAGAAACUCAUGUUCUUUCUCCUUUCAUCUCGACGCAAUGAAGUAAUCCCAGAAUUUCACAACAGCUAUUCCGAGCUUUUUGAGACACUAGAAAAUGACUUAGCCACUAAAGGAAAAGCUGGGUUAAACGCAGCAAAUGAUCAAGCAGCAUUUAACUUUCUUGCUCGAUCUUUUUACGGAGUUAAUCCGUUAGACACCAAUCUUGGAGCUGAUGGACCUAAGUUAAUUGGCAAAUGGGUGUUGUUUCAGCUUCAUCCUUUGCUAAUUCUUGGCCUUCCUAAAGUUCUUGAAGAUCUUGUCCUUCAUACUUUUAGGCUGCCUUCUGCUUUAGUGAAAAAAGACUACCAAAGAUUGUACAAUUUCUUCUACGACAACUCAACUUCCAUUCUUGAUGAAGCUGAAAGAACUGGUAUUUCACGUGAGGAAGCUUGUCACAAUUUGCUAUUUGCAACGUGUUUCAAUUCUUUUGGAGGGAUGAAAAUAUUUUUUCCCAAUAUGUUGAAAUGGAUUGGUCGAGCUGGGGUUAAACUCCACACUCAAUUAGCUCAAGAGAUUCGGUCAGGCAUUAAAUCAAACGGUGGAAAGAUCACAAUGGGUGCAAUGGAAAACAUGCCAUUAAUGAAAUCUGUAGUUUAUGAAUCCCUACGUAUUGAACCGCCAGUGACAUCACAAUACGGCAGAGCAAAACGUGAUAUGGUGAUUGAAUCCCACGACGGAGCAUUUGAGAUUAAAGAAGGUGAGUUACUAUAUGGGUUUCAACCAUUUGCAACUAAGGACCCGAAAAUUUUUGACCGGUCUGAAGAGUUUGUAGCGGACCGGUUUAUUGGAGAAGAAGGGGAGAAGUUAUUGAAACAUGUGUUGUGGUCUAAUGGACCGGAAAAUGAAAGCCCGUCAAUAAAUAACAAGCAGUGUGUAGGAAAAGAUUUUGUGGUUUUGGUUUCAAGGUUGUUGUUGGUUGAAUUGUUCAUGAGAUAUGACUCGUUUGAGAUUGAGGUUGGUGCUUCUCCUUUAGGUGCUUCUAUUACCUUAACGUCUUUGAAAAGAGCCAGCUUUUGAUCGGACAAAGUUACCUAGUAUUUAUGCGGGUAAAAGGUACUAUCAGAUAUUCAAUGAAAUUAGUUGAGACGCACAAGUUAUCGGACAAAGUUAUUUCAUAUUUGUGCUGAAAAAGCAUAUAUCCAAUUAACUUUAGUAAAUAUGUUUGUACUAGUAUUACAUAAUUUUCUAUUGGGGUUUAGAAGCCAUCCUUUUCAGGUUCUUUAAUGGAUAGGUAACCAAUUUGAAUUGGUUGUGAGUGUAGGUGGGGACAGCUUAUGUGUUUCAUUUAAUGUCCCACUAUGAAUAAGUUGUAUAGUGUAUUUAAUUUUGGGACUUUUUGUGGUUUUGUUAGAAAUUGGAAUAUAUAUAACCAUUUUGCUAUUGUCAAUA